Uncinocarpus reesii 1704 is the source of this 3645-nucleotide messenger RNA. RefSeq lists its product as uncharacterized. The record is from RefSeq and is a predicted model, not a curated record. Lineage: Eukaryota; Fungi; Ascomycota; Eurotiomycetes; Onygenales; Onygenaceae. The transcript is spliced from 4 exons. Gene Ontology annotation, molecular function: lipid binding. The coding region runs from base 1 to 3645 and encodes 1214 amino acids.
AUGACGACUCAAAAGAAGCCCGGCGGACACUGGAGUGCUGAAAACCCCAUCCCGACGAUCCAGCAAUUCAUGCAAAGCCUGGACAAGGACAAGAAAGAUCGGGAUAAGCAGAUCGACGAAGCUGAAAAAGCACACCAGGAAGCACAAAAGCACCAAUCCCGGGAUCAAAGGCGACUUCCAGGGCGAGAUAAAGAGACGGAGGCGCCUCCUCAUAGUCCUGCGCCGUCAGUCAAGAAUAGAAGACGCACCGUUACCGAUCCAACCACUGGCAGGGAGAUUGAAAUCGACGAUGUGGGAAAAGAACAUAUGAAGGCUGUUGAGGAGCCCAAGGUUUCUCUGCCGCGCGAUUUUCAUGCUGACCGUAAGAAGGACAUACAAACACAACCGGACCAACCGCUGCACGAAUAUAAGCAUAAGCAGGAUAUCACUGCCCCUCCAGAGCCAGUUGCUGAAGGAACAACUUCCGAUGUUCCAAUCCAUGGCGAAAAGACGAACGUGCUGUUCCACCCUACGCCUUCGGUUAGCUAUGAACCCAUGUUCAAGUCCUUGGAGAAGCGUGGCGGUGUACUCUGUAUGGGAGUAUUUUGGGCCAUUUUGAUAGCUGGAAAGUUAGCAGGAGGGGCACUUAAAUGGCUCAUUCCACUAUCGUUUUGUGUUGUGUCCGCUGUAUGGCUCUGGGUUCAGGACGUGAUCCGCAAAGGGAGACAGCAUGAAUGGCAGUCCGAACAGAUACGAGGUCAAACGGCCACAGCAAAUUUACUCCCGGAAUCUGUCGAAUGGCUAAACAGUCUUCUGGAAGUCGCCUGGGGCUUGAUGAAUCCGGACAUGUUCGCCGGCGUCGCCGAUACCAUUGAAGAUGUUAUGCAAGCAUCAGUCCCAGGGAUCAUUGAGAAUGUUCGAAUUGCGGAGAUUGACCAAGGAUCGAAUCCGUUCCGGGUCCUGAGUCUCAGAUCGCUCCCAGAUAGCCAUGUACAGCAAUUGGUGGAUGGCAUGCGGGAGCAUAACCAGAAGACCAAAUCUGCGGAUGAGGCAGCCGCAGAGGAAGAAGGCGGAGAGGUUUAUACGCUUGAAUGCUCAUUCGCAUACCAUGCUAAACCAAGCGGCAACACUUCUUCUGCCAAAGCACAAAACAUGCACAUGAUGCUGGUGUUUUACCUGGGAGUCAAAGGGCUCUUCGGCGUUCCUCUUCCAAUCUUCGCGGAAUUGAUAGAAGUGGUUGGAACCAUCCGGCUUCGCUUACAGCUAACUCCUGAACCGCCGUUUGCGAAAACAUUGACUUUUAGUUUAAUGGGCCUUCCACAUGUUCGAGCCGGCUGCGUCCCUAUGGUUAGGCACGGCGUAAACAUUCUGAAUUUACCGCUAAUAUCCAAUUUCGUCAACUACGCCAUCGGCGCAGCAGCCAGUCUGUACGUCGCGCCAAAGUCCAUGACAAUCGACAUUGCCCAGUUGCUGCAAGGCGACGAUAUCCAAAAGGACACAUUGGCGAUGGGCGUGCUGUGGGUAAGGAUUCACCGUGCAGUAGGGUUGAGCAAGCAAGACAAACGGGGAAGUUAUGGUGGAGGAAGCGAUCCCUACAUCAACCUCUCGUUUUCGAAAUAUGGAAAACCCAUGUAUUGCACAAGAGUUAUCUGCGACGAUCUCAAUCCCGUGUGGGAGGAAUCAGCGGGUCUCCUAGUGAACCCAGAGAUCAUCAAAGCCGACGAACAGCUGAGUAUCGAAUUGUGGGAUUCUGACCGAAAUACGGCCGAUGAUAUCGUAGGCAAGGUUGAGCUGUCUGUUCAGAAAAUGAUGCAACAUCCGGGCAAAAUGUAUCACAUGUCCUCCAAGCUUUGCGGUAUGGAUGCCGGUUCAGAGAUGCCAGGAGAGUUGCAUUGGGAAGUCGGGUAUUUUGGCAAGCCACGCAUGCGAAAAGAGCUUCGAACCGAUGGCAAGAACGAGAGUCUCCCGGACCACAUGAAGGGCAACCCAAAACUGCAGGAUGAAGCUGGAAGUAUUCUGAACGAAGAGCAAGAUGCCGUGAUGCAUACUCCCCCUGAUCCUCUCUGGCCAAGCGGAAUUUGCAGCAUUGUCAUUCAUCAGAUUGUCAACCUGCAAUUUGCAAGGACCAAGGGGACAUUGAAGAAUCGCAAAGGCCACGAGUACGAUCCCGCCAGAGAGUAUGGGGAGAAUACGGACGAAGAAGGGAAAAAUCUGCCAACGAGUUACUGUACGAUCUUGUUGAAUGAUCAGUUGGUCUAUCGAACACGAGCCAAAGCCGUUUCGAGUAAGCCAAUAUUCAACGCCGGAACAGAGCGAUUCAUCAGAGAUUGGCGAUCAGCUAUCGUCACAGUCGCGGUUCGCGAUCAACGGUACCGGGAGCAUGAUCCGAUCCUGGGCGUGGUGCCAUUGAAGCUGUCGGAGAUCUUGCAAUCGCGGUCGCAAGUGACAAGAUGGUACCCACUCGAUGGCGGCGUUGGAUACGGUCGCAUUCGCGUGUCGUUGCUCUUCCGAAGUGUCGAAACUCGGCUCCCACGCCAGAUGUUGGGCUGGGAUGUUGGAACAUUCGAGGUUGUGUCGGAUCGCAUCACCGCCAAGGAUUUCGCCCACAGCGUCAAAGUCAAGUUGCGAACCAGCGGAAGCUCAACCUCAAUUUCUCGCUCAGCGUGCCAUCGCUUGGACACCGGAGACGGAGUAUACAUCGAUGUGAGCUCGGAAGAGGCGAAAAAGAACACUCGAUUGCCCGUUCAGCACCGUUACCGCUCUGCCGUGGUGUUGGAGCUGCACAACGGCUCUACCACAGGCUAUGCUCUCAUUUGGCUCCAAGACAUUCCGGACAAUGAAGAGUUCGCUCUUGAUGUACCAAUAUGGACAACCAAGAAUUCACAGCGACUGACGCAAAAUUAUAUCACGGAGGAUAACUGGGAGCAGAAACGCGAACCUGGUUUGGAAGACUUAGCCAUAGCAGGGCGACUCCAACUCUCGUGUCGCUUCGCUCCCGGCCUAAGCGACGCUCACGAACGCCUUAUUGCAGACAAUAACCUGAGAGAGACAUACGAGAGCUGGGAAGCCUGCAUCGCCGAAGGCGUUCGCAAGCGCCAGGUAUCAGCAGACGUCCCAGAAAACAUCAGACAACUGCACAACAAAUCGCUGAUCAGCGAACGCGACGUGCUCCAGCAUAAUCCCGCAGAAGGCGCGGAAGACCAAGAACAGUGGUUCAAAGACCACGGCCUCGACUGGUCAAUGGCCUUUGGAGACAAUCCCCACGCCCUUGCUGACUUCAGCCAGGUACCAGGCGAUCAGUCGGACACCGCAUCGAUAGGCGAUCAGGAAGAAAAUACCCCGCAGCAUAGCAAAGGCGAACCCGUGAACCAAGCGGACGGCGACCAGCAUACGGAGGAGGACAUGCACGAGAUCGAAUCCAUGACGACGAACACGAAUUCCCAUAGCGGCGAUUUCGAAACGAGAGAAGAUCGACGCCAGCGGGUCGGCAACAAGCAGAACAAGCGCACUGAGAAACGCAAACUUCGCGGGUCCAUGCAAUGGGCACCAGCGCGGAAUGCGGCGUUCGUCAAGGAUGAAGCUACUUUUGCUUUGAAGAAGGUGAAGAACAAGGUUACUGGUGGCUUGACGGGACGGGAGCCUGAUAUUGAAACAGAAAUUGGAUAG